UGACGUCGUUUCCUUCCAACAUGGCGCAGGCAGGUCGCUGAUGGAAAACUGAGGGAUUUACCCCACCUUCUGGGUUUAUUUAUGUUUGUCUAUCAAGGCCAGAAUCGGUGUAGUUUUUAAAGGAAUACAUACAUUUGAAGAGUAUUUCGCCUUUGGGACAGGUCUUCCUCGCCCCAUUUGCAGCGCGUCAUGUAUGAAGGCAAAAAAACGAAAAACAUGUUUUUAACCCGAGCUUUGGAAAAGAUCUUGGCCGACAAGGAGGUUAAAAAGGCUCACCAUUCUCAACUGCGCAAAGCUUGUGAGGUGGCAUUGGAGGAGAUCAAGGCAGAGUCGGAGAAGUUAAGUCCGCCCACGGGAGACAGCAAAUCAGGUUCCAGCACUCUGCCGCCAAUCAAAUCAAAGACCAACUUCAUCGAGGCAGAUAAGUACUUCUUGCCGUUUGAGUUGGCCUGUCAGUCCAAAUGUCCACGCAUCGUAAGCACAUCACUAGACUGUUUACAGAAAUUAAUUGCAUAUGGCCACCUGACGGGGAGCGCCCCAGACAACACCACCCCGGGCAAGAAGCUCAUCGACAGGAUAAUCGAGACCAUAUGCGGCUGCUUCCAGGGCCCCCAGACGGACGAGGGCGUACAGCUCCAGAUCAUUAAGGCCUUGCUCACAGCAGUAACGUCCCAGAAUAUCGAGAUCCACGAGGGGACCGUCCUCCAGGCAGUGCGGACAUGCUACAACAUCUACCUGGCCAGCAAGAACCUCAUCAACCAGACCACGGCCAAGGCCACGCUCACCCAAAUGCUGAAUGUCAUCUUCGCCCGCAUGGAGAACCAAGCACUUACAAAUCACAAGAUUACUUGGGCUAUGGCUUCCAGAAAGCGUGAUCGUCAGCUCCAGGAGGCGAAGCAGAUGGAGCGCGAGCGGCACCGGCAGCACUCCCCCCUCAGUCAGCAGGAGCCGGACUCUCCCCAGCAGCCCCAACCCCAGACCCCCCAGACCCCCCAGACCCCGCAGACCCCUCAGACGCCCCAGACGCCCCAGACCCCUCAUGGGGCUGUACUAACCUUCAGUGCAGCACAGAACAGCAUGGACGCUGUUGUGGAAGAAGGGACUCCGAACUAUGAAGAAAAGGCCCAGGAGAUUGUUCAGAGCAUCCUGCAGGAAGUGGUCAACACAGUGGCAGGAAGGCACUGCCUGGACCCUGUUCAUCUGUGUUCAGAUGCCAAGGAUGGGGGCGGCGAGGCCGAGCCUGAGGUCGAAGCCGAGCCUGAGGUCGGCCGAGGUCGGCCGAGCCUGAGGUCCUCUAACGACACUCAGGAAUCGGGAACUACAGGGCCUGCACCUGGUGCCAAGUUCUCCCACAUUCUGCAAAAGGAUGCCUUCUUAGUUUUCCGCUCUCUCUGCAAGCUGUCUAUGAAGCCCCUCUCCGAUGGUCCCCCAGAUCCAAAGUCCCACGAGCUGCGGUCGAAGGUGCUGUCGCUGCAGCUGCUGCUGUCCAUCCUGCAGAACGCCGGGCCCAUCUUCAAGACCAACGAGAUGUUCAUCAACGCCAUCAAGCAGUACCUGUGCGUGGCGCUCUCCAAGAACGGCGUCUCGGCCGUGCCCGAGGUCUUCGAGCUCUCGCUCUCCAUCUUCCUCACGCUGCUGUCCAACUUCAAGACCCAUCUCAAGAUGCAAAUUGAGGUGUUUUUCAAGGAGAUUUUUCUGUACAUUCUUGAGACGUCCACUAGCUCCUAUGACCAUAAGUGGAUGGUCAUUCAGACUCUUACCAGGAUAUGUGCCGAUGCCCAGAGUGUGGUGGACAUUUAUGUGAACUAUGAUUGUGAUUUGAAUGCUGCUAAUAUUUUCGAAAGGCUCGUCAAUGACCUUUCCAAGAUUGCACAGGGACGUGCAGGCCAUGAGCUUGGCACGACCCCCGUACAGGAGCUGACCCUGAGAAAGAAGGGGCUGGAAUGUCUGGUGUCCAUCCUCAAGUGCAUGGUGGAGUGGAGCAAAGAUCAAUACGUCAACCCCAACUCCCAGACCAGCCUGGGUCAAGAGAAGCCUUCAGAGCUGGACACAAAUGACAGCAAGCACCCGGAGACUAUUAACCGCUAUGGCAGCAUUAACUCUCUGGACUCGACGGCCUCCUCGGGCAUCGGGAGCUAUAGCACACAGAUGUCCGGCACCGACAACCCCGAGCAGUUUGAGGUCCUCAAGCAGCAGAAGGAGAUCAUAGAGCAGGGCAUUGACCUGUUCAACAAGAAACCAAAGAGGGGCAUCCAGUACCUGCAGGAGCAAGGCAUGCUGGGAACCACUCCGGAGGACCUUGCCCAGUUUUUACACCAAGAGGACAGGCUUGAUUCUACUCAGGUGGGAGAGUUUCUGGGGGACAACGAUCGCUUUAACAAAGAGGUCAUGUACGCCUACGUGGACCAGAUGGACUUCCAGGGCAAGGACUUUGUGUCGGCGCUCCGUUUGUUCCUCGAGGGCUUCCGUCUCCCUGGGGAGGCCCAGAAGAUUGAUCGGCUGAUGGAGAAGUUCGCUGCUAGAUACUUAGAAUGCAACCAGGGACAAACCCUGUUUGCGAGUGCAGACACUGCAUACGUCCUGGCCUACUCAAUCAUCAUGUUGACCACAGACCUCCACAGCCCACAGGUAAAAAAUAAAAUGACAAAGGAGCAGUACAUCAAGAUGAACAGAGGGAUUAACGACAGUAAAGACCUCCCAGAGGAGUAUCUGUCAGCCAUCUACGACGAGAUUGCCGGCAAGAAGAUUUCUAUGAAGGAGACAAAGGAAUUAACCAUCAAAUCUAAUAAACAGAGUGUGGCCAGUGAGAAGCAGAGGCGGCUGCUGUAUAACGUGGAGAUGGAGCAGAUGGCCAAGACGGCCAAAGCCCUGAUGGAGGCGGUCAGUCAUGUCCAGGCCCCCUUCACUAGCGCCACACACCUGGAGCACGUCAGGCCCAUGUUUAAGCUGGCAUGGACGCCCUUCCUGGCGGCCUUCAGCGUGGGCCUGCAGGACUGUGAUGACACCGAGGUGGCCUCGCUCUGUCUGGAGGGCAUCCGCUGUGCCAUCAGGAUAGCCUGCAUCUUCACCAUCCAGCUGGAGCGGGAUGCGUAUGUCCAGGCUCUUGCUCGCUUCACCCUGCUGACCGCCAGCUCGGGCAUCACUGAGAUGAAGCAGAAGAACAUCGACACCAUCAAGACCCUCAUCACCGUCGCCCACACAGACGGAAACUACCUGGGCAACUCAUGGCUUGAGAUCCUGAAGUGCAUCAGUCAGCUGGAGCUGGCACAGCUCAUCGGUACUGGGGUAAAGGCCCGCUACAUCUCAGGAACGGUGCGCAGCAAAGACGGCUUCAUCACCAGCACCAAGGAGCAGAACUCCGACGAGUACCUGGGGCUGGUGGGGGGGACUGUGGAUCGUAAGCAGAUCGCCAGCAUCCAGGAGUCCAUCGGCGAGACCAGCUCACAGAGUGUGGUGGUGGCUGUGGACAGGAUAUUUACAGGCUCCACCAGACUGGAUGGCAAUGCAAUUGUUGACUUUGUGCGCUGGCUGUGUGCCGUGUCCAUGGACGAGUUGGCCUCGCCUACACACCCGCGCAUGUUCAGCCUGCAGAAGAUCGUGGAGAUCUCCUACUACAACAUGGGCCGCAUCCGCCUGCAGUGGUCCCGCAUCUGGGAGGUCAUCGGGGACCAUUUCAACAAGGUCGGUUGCAAUCCUAACGAGGACGUGGCCAUCUUCGCCGUGGACUCUCUGCGGCAGCUGUCCAUGAAGUUCCUGGAGAAGGGGGAGCUGGCCAACUUCCGUUUCCAGAAGGACUUCCUGCGGCCGUUUGAGCACAUCAUGAAGAAGAACAGAUCUCCCACCAUCAGGGACAUGGUGGUCCGCUGCAUCGCUCAGAUGGUCAACUCUCAGGCCGGCAACAUCCGCUCCGGCUGGAAGAACAUCUUCUCAGUGUUCCAUCUAGCGGCGUCUGACCAGGACGAGAGCAUCGUGGAGCUGGCCUUCCAGACCACUGGACACAUCGUCACGAAUGUAUUUGAGAAGCACUUCCUGGCCACCAUUGACUCCUUUCAGGAUGCGGUCAAGUGCCUGUCCGAGUUUGCCUGCAAUGCCUCCUUUCCUGACACAAGCAUGGAAGCUAUCCGCCUCAUCCGACACUGCGCCAAAUAUGUGUCCGACCGGCCACAGUCGUUCAAAGACUACACCAGUGAUGACAUGAGUGUGGCCCCUGAGGACCGUGUGUGGGUGCGGGGCUGGUUCCCCAUCCUCUUUGAGCUCUCCUGCAUCAUCAACAGGUGCAAGCUGGACGUCAGGACAAGGGGCCUGACGGUGAUGUUUGAGAUCAUGAAGACCUACGGACACACCUUCGAGAAGCACUGGUGGCAGGACCUGUUCCGGAUCGUCUUCAGAAUCUUCGACAACAUGAAGCUGCCUGAGCAGCAGACAGAGAAAGCAGAAUGGAUGACCACAACCUGCAACCAUGCACUUUAUGCCAUUUCCGACGUGUUCACACAGUACUUUGAGUCCCUCAGUGACGUCCUGCUGGAUGAUAUCCUCGCCCAGCUUUAUUGGUGUGUCCAGCAAGAUAAUGAGCAGCUGGCCAGAUCGGGCACCAACUGUCUGGAGAACGUGGUCAUUCUGAACGGGGAGAAGUUCAGUCCAGAGACCUGGGACAAGACCUGCAACUGCAUGCUGGACAUCUUCAAGACCACCAUCCCUCACGCGCUCUUAACAUGGAGGCCGGAAGGUGAUAUCACACAUAUGGACUCAGACAAGCAGCUGGACUCAAUUUCCCAGAAGUCAAUAGACAUCCAGGCACGCACAGAAGAUCAGCAGUCCAUCAACAGCAUGGAGAAGGUCCCUAUGGACAACCGGAGACAGUCUCAGUUCAGCACAGUCUCGGGCAUGAAUGAGGACGGCCCCAGAGCAAGGACCCCUACAAAGAUCCUGGAGCAGAGGUUGUUCGCUGCCCUCCUCAUCAAAUGUGUGGUCCAGUUGGAGCUCAUUCAGACCAUAGACAACAUCGUCUUCUUCCCUGCCACCAGUAGGAAGGAGGACGCUGAGAACUUUGCCGCUGCUCAGAGGGACGCGCUGGACGCAGACGUGCCCGUGGAGAGGCAGGACCAGGGCAUGUACCGCUACCUGACCUCCGCACAGCUCUUCAAGCUGCUCGACUGCCUGCUGGAGUCGCAUCGCUUUGCCAAGGCCUUCAACUCCAACAACGAGCAGAGGACCGCACUCUGGAAGGCCGGUUUCAAGGGGAAGUCCAAGCCCAACCUGCUGAAGCAGGAGACCAGCAGCCUGGCGUGUGGUCUGCGCAUCCUCUUCCGCAUGUACACCGACCCCUCACGCCAGGACGCCUGGGAGGAGGUGCAGCAGCGCCUGCUCAAUGUGUGCAGUGACGCCGUGGCCUACUUCCUCACCCUGACCUCGGAGAGUCACCGGGAGGCCUGGACCAACCUGCUGCUCCUCUUCCUCACCAAGGUCCUGAAGAUCAGCGACGACAGGUUCAAAGCCCAUGCCAGUCGGUACUACCCCCUGCUGUGUGAGAUCAUGCAGUUUGACCUGAUUCCAGAGCUCAGGGCUGUUCUGCGGAAGUUCUUCUUGAGAAUUGGGAUGGUGUUCCAAAUCGCCCAGCUGCCUGCAGCUGAGCAGGGAGCUUCUGAGGACGCCACCCAGGAGGUCUAGAACCUUCCAUGGGCAUUAAGACGAGCUCCCCCUUUCUCCCCCAGAAAGUCCCUCACAGACAACCCAUCAUAAACCAAACCACAACCCACUUCUAUUUACCCGUCCAAAUGGUUCUUGUCUUUUUUCUCCCCCCCCCCCCCCCC
Alosa alosa (allis shad) is the source of this 5810-nucleotide messenger RNA. It is a transcript of the gene arfgef1, whose product is annotated as ADP-ribosylation factor guanine nucleotide-exchange factor 1 (brefeldin A-inhibited). The record is from RefSeq and is a predicted model, not a curated record. The transcript is spliced from 42 exons. NCBI's taxonomy places the organism in Eukaryota, Metazoa, Chordata, Actinopteri, Clupeiformes, Clupeidae. Gene Ontology annotation, biological process: regulation of ARF protein signal transduction. Gene Ontology annotation, molecular function: guanyl-nucleotide exchange factor activity. The coding region runs from base 190 to 5667 and encodes 1825 amino acids.